Messenger RNA from Salvelinus sp. IW2-2015, 2923 nucleotides. NCBI's taxonomy places the organism in Eukaryota, Metazoa, Chordata, Actinopteri, Salmoniformes, Salmonidae. The record is from RefSeq and is a predicted model, not a curated record.
AGGGGUUGUGGGUAAAAUAACAGGAAGUCAGUUUCUCUACCAUGGCAACGGGGAUGCUACUUGUGUGCGGAUUGGCACUAUUUCUAACAAUAAAAUCAAACCUACUUCACUCCCAGCAGUUUACGAUUUCGUUUCAACGUCCUUCAGACUGCGGCGUGGAACAGUUCUACGACAUCUCCAGUCAGUCCUGUGUGAAAUGCGGACCGAACCAGAGUAGGAGUGCAACUGGUCUGUCUUGUGAAUGUGUGACUGGGUUCAGAGUUCUCGCCACCAACGGAGCUUCCAUCACCUGUCAGCAGUGUCCACUAGAAAAACCGGCAGUAACAGAGGAUGGCUAUGGGUGUAUCCUCUGUCCGGGCAGUCUGACUGAGCAGGGAACCUGUCAGUGCCCGUCUGGGAGUAUACUGGUGGAGCGGGAUGUCCAGGGGAACCCUCUGGAAGAGGCCAGGUGUGAGGUGUGUAACGGAGCUGAACCUGCCCUCUCAGCCCCUGACAGCUACGGAGACAGGUGUCAGAGAUGCCAGGCGUCCCUCAUCAACACUUCUCAGUCCUGUAUGUGUGGUUCCAACAUCCUGGCUGGAGGUAUGUGUUUCCCUCCAACAACCUCCCUACAGCUCAUGCCAGGCAUUGGGAACAUGUGUGUGAUGAACAUGCACUCCUUCAGCAGCGUGGCCAACGAUGCCUGUGGUCUCUACAACACCAUCUUCAGAGCUACCGCAGCCCUGGGAUCUACACAGGAUAUAUCCUACUGGAGAGCCAAUCUCCCAUGGCUUUACUACGGGGACCAGCCGGGUCUGGCCAACCGCGUGCUGCAGACAGAGCCACUUCCCACUGGAUUCAGCUUCAAGGGACGCAACAGGAAUACAGACAUCAACCUAGUGGCUGCUGUCUACAAUGCCAGAGGAGACUUCCUCCAAUGGGAGAAAGUGGGAGGAAACAACCUGCAGCUCUGUCCAGACACCGCCAGGAGACAGGAGGCAGCUUACACCUUUGGCACGGCCUACCAGGAGACUUGUGUUCUCUCUCGUAGCAGACCUGUUGCGUGUAACUUGAACGACUGGUACCUAUCGAGACGUGUGUUACUGGUGGACACUCUGAGUGGGAGAGAGAAGAGCCUCGGCUCUCUGCCAAAAGUCAUACGCAUCGCAAGCAGCAUCAGGAUUGGGUUUCAGCUGGUGCCAGGGACUCAGAAGGGACAGGUGUUCCCUCCUCUCCUCUCUGUGACCUACUCAGACGUCCUCAUCACUGCCCCAAACACACAGACUGUCUCUGUGUCGUUUGCUGUGGACUAUGAGAUGGACCAGACUGAGGCUCACAUGAAGACUGAUAUCGCCCUAGGUGUGUUGGGUGGCGUUUCUGUUCUGUAUUCCCUAGUGAAGACAGCCAGCUGGAAGAGGAGGAUUGGCUCUCCUCUCAUUGACAUGGAGACCGUAUUGAAGUUCCUGUUGUUUUACGCUGGUGAUCUGGCUAACGUCUUCUUCUUCAUCACCGUGGGAACAGGCCUGUACUGGCUCAUCUUCUAUAAGGCCCAGCAUUUUGUGUCAGUGCUGCUACCGUUACCAGGUCUGCAGGAGGAGAGGUUUGUGGCGUAUGUGGGCUGUGCCUUCGCUCUCAAGACUGUGCAGUUUCUCCAUAAGCUGAUCCAGCAGUUGUCAGUGGAUAUCUUCUUYAUAGACUGGGAGAGACCRSGCGGCAAAGCCAACAAGACCAUCCAGGGCAAUGGCAACGGUGAGGCGAAGCACAACCCUUCUCUUCUCCUGUUCAGCAUCUGGAGGACCUACUUUGUGGCCAACGAGUGGAAUGAGAUUCAGACCAUACGCAAGAUCAGCCCCACCUUCCAGAUCAUGGCUGUGCUUUCCUACUGGAGGUACACACACAUCUUCCUUCCUCUCUCUGUGGUUGGCUUCUCCAGUCUGGCCCUUAGGGACCCCUGGUCAGAUCUCCAGCCCCCUCAGUCCUACUCCCCUCCCUACAGCCUGACGCUGCGCUAUGGCCUGGCCGCCACCCUCUGGCUCUGCAUUGGACUGCUGCAGAUCAUUUUCUUCACUGCGUUUCAUGAGCGUUUUGUGGAGGAUAAUCGUCAGUUUGUGGACCUAUGCUCCAUCAGCAACAUCUCGGUGUUGCUGCUGUCCCACAGGUGUUUUGGUUACUACAUCCACGGGCGCUCCGUCCACGGCCACGCUGACACCAAUGAGGAGAUGAACAUCAACCUCAAGAGAGAGGCUGAGUCUCUGUGUGGUCAGAGAGGUCUCCUUCCCAACACAGACACUCAGACCUUCCAGAUCUCCAUCACCAGCCGCCUACGCCUGCAGUACGACCGCAUCCUGGAGCCCCUAGCAGGGUGGGGCUGUAGAAAUGGACCGUCGCGGUUGGUGGACGCAGCCUCGGGACACCCCUUUGACCAGAGCACCAAAGCCUACCACACCAUGAACCGUUUCCUAGGAUCUGUCAUAGACCAUGCCCAUCGGGACAUGGAAUACGUUGUGAGAGACAAACUGUUUUUUGAGAGAGUCAUAGGGAUGGAGUUCAUGGAGCCUAUGGACAAGAGCAUCUUCUACAACGAUGAGUCCCAUUCGUUCAGUGACGUGCUGUUCUAUGGAAAUGAAGCCACUCUGUUGAUCUUUGACACGCUCUUCUUCUGUGUGGUCGACCUGGGAGCACAGAGCUUCAUACUGGCAGGCGUACUCACAUACGUACAGCAAAUGAUCUUUCGGUUAAUCCGUAACGGUAUUGGGCGGAGAAACCUGGCCAACAAAACAUUGGUGGACCAGAGAUUCCUGAUCUAGUUUCUGCUGUCAGAAUGGUGAAAGUAUAGACCAGGCGCAGUCAAUUCCAGUCCUCAGGGCCUGAUUAGUGUCACAGUUUUGCCCCAGCUAACACACCUGACUCCAAUAAUCAACUAAUCAUGAUCUUCAGUUUAGAA